AUGCGCAAUAUCCUUGACAUCGUACCGAUACUGUCAUUCAUUUCAUUGGCAUGCGCGCUCAGCUCGCCACCGAGCGGUGCCAUCACUGUUGGCACUGGCGGGAAAUAUGCACAGCUCAGUGAUGCAAUGGCCGACACGUCAAGCAAUGUGUAUUUCGUGUUCUCUGGCACGUACACAGAUACUGUAAAGAUUACGCGGAGCAACAUCAAAGUCUUCGGUCAGACAAGUACCAACCUCUCUUACACAGGCAACACCGUCACAAUCACAAACAACAUUCCCGCUUCCGUCGCGGGAUCUGACGAAGCUAGCGGGACUGUGCAAGUCACCGGGUCCAGCGUUUCGCUGUACAACCUAAACAUCGCCAAUACAUACGGCAAGCCGGUUGACCAAGCUCAGGCUAUUGCUCUUGCCACGUACGGAACUCAAUUCGGCGGAUACGGUUUGAAGAUCACAGGUGAUCAAGAUACUCUCCUGGCCAACGUCGGGCUUCAAUACUUCAAGAAUUGCUGGAUCGAAGGCGCUGUUGACUUUAUUUUCGGACAACAAUCUUCGAUUUGGAUCUCUACGAGUAUUAUCAACACGAUCGGGUCGGGCGCAAUCACCGCCUCAGGCCGUAGCUCGGACGACUCCAAUUGGUAUGUUAUAGAUCACAGCACCGUUCAGGGUACAGGCACUGUAUUCCUCGGCCGGCCGUGGAGAGACUAUGCACGGGUCGUCUUUCAGAACACCGCACUGGGAAGUAAUGUUCAACCAGCGGGUUGGGAGGAAUGGAGCACCGCGACGCCAAACACCGACCACGUCACAUUUGCGGAGUACGGCAACACCGGCGCAGGCGCAUCUGGAACCCGGGCAAGCUUUGCGACGAAGCUUUCCGCGCCCAUCGCAACAGCGACGGUUAUCGGAAGCUCGUACAAGAGCUGGAUCGAUGCGGCGUGGUUGUGA
Messenger RNA from Punctularia strigosozonata HHB-11173 SS5, 942 nucleotides. Its product is annotated as carbohydrate esterase family 8 protein. Gene Ontology annotation, molecular function: pectinesterase activity. The record is from RefSeq and is a predicted model, not a curated record. The transcript has 11 exons. Gene Ontology annotation, biological process: cell wall modification. Bases 1 to 942 code for a protein of 313 amino acids. NCBI's taxonomy places the organism in Eukaryota, Fungi, Basidiomycota, Agaricomycetes, Corticiales, Punctulariaceae.